AGCACCGACCGGGGUAGGGUGUCGUUCGAUUUCUUUGCCAGAGCCCCGCGGUUCUCGCAUCUGCGUAAAACGAAUGACGGAUGAUCGGGCCGAGCGAGCCGAGCCGCGGUACAAAUCUGUGGUAUAGAUCGGUGGAGAAUCUAGUUCGCGGACUUCGUGGUUUAUGCGUAAGAGGAGGGGGUGAGAAGAGACGGCGAGAUCGCGUGAGUAAUACGUGAGCGGGUAUUACACUGCGACAGUCGAAAUGAAGAAAAGAAGAAGCGCGUAAUCGUGUCUGGAUUAAUCGCCGCGGCGCAAUUAUGAAGACCGAAAUGGAGACGGAGUCCGAAUGCGCAGACGAUGUCCUGUGCCCGAAGGCCAACAACAACAAUAACAAUAACAACACCAGUAACAACAACAUCAACAAUGUCGCCGUCGCGAAGAAGAGCGGCGGCGAUAACGGAUACGACGCCAUGGAGAUGGACUGCGGCGGCUGCGGGGAGAGCGUACGCGAGCGCACCGUCCUGUGCGUAGGGGGUCGCACCUGGCACUCGAGAUGCCUAAAGUGUUGCGCCUGUGCGAGGCCCCUGCACGACCAGCACUCCUGCUUCCUGCGCGGCAUGCGGCUCUACUGCAGGCACGAUUACGCCCUAACAUUCGGCGCGAAAUGCGCGAAAUGCGGGCGCAGCGUGGGCGCCGGGGAUUGGGUGAGAAGGGCCAAGGACCGGGUCUACCACUUGGCCUGCUUCGCCUGCGACGCCUGUUCCCGUCAACUCUCCACGGGCGAGCAGUUCGCCCUCCUGGACGCCCGGUUGCUCUGCAAGGCCCACUAUCUGGACGUGGUCGAGGGUAACAAUACCUCCUCGUCGGAGGACUGCGAUUCCGAGCACGGCGGCAAAGGUAGCAAGACGAAGCGAGUGAGGACGACCUUUACCGAGGAGCAGCUCGCGGUUCUGCAGGCCAACUUCCAGAUGGACAGCAAUCCCGACGGGCAGGACCUCGAGAGGAUAGCUCAGGUGACCGGCCUCAGCAAGAGGGUCACGCAGGUUUGGUUCCAGAAUUCGAGAGCGCGACAGAAGAAGCACAGCGGCAAGAUCAAGACGCAGAUGCAUCACUCGCCGCCGAUGCACCAUCACCCGGUCGACCUGUAUUCCGGAGGGAUCAAUGUGGUCGGCGCUUAUCUCGGCGGUUAUCAGGUCAGCAAUGCCGGUAGCGAGAGUCCAGGUAGCCCGUUAACGCCCCUCACACCUUUGACCCCGCUCACACCGACGACGCCGAAUCACUUGCAGGCCCAAUUCUGCCAUCCCGCAGGAUAAUCCGGUGUAAAUGUUUCCGCGAAGCCGUUGAUAUUGACUCUUUGCAAUUUGUGCUUGUGCUUUCAGUUGCCGCAAGAUCAUAUAAUUUACAGGUACAUACAAAAAGUCGUGAUAAGAUUUUGCAAAACCUAAAAAUUAUGUUCAUUUCUUUCUUAUUUUCUAUGCGUAAAAGGAUCAGGUGAGAAGAUGUAUUAUGAGCUGAUUGAUACGCACUAAUUCCAAAUUAUUACCGAAUGCGAAGAAUUAACAAUUAUACAUCACAUACGAAGGAAUUCUUAAAGCAAAUUAAUUUGUGUAUAUAUUCCGAAGAGAAGUGUAAAAUAAGCGCGCGUUUAUCGUUAGUACAAUAUGUAAUGAAAGGUACAAGUUUUUCGUAUUUAAAGUUAGAUUAAGCUUAUUUAUUCUGAACGUGUAACAAUUCACAUUCUAUUUCCGACGGUGAAUAGAAUCUCUUAGACGAUGCGAGACGGAGGUGGGAAAAUGCAACUCCAGAUUGUCGCGUCCGUCUUUCGAAAAACUUCGACGUAGAUAUUCUUUACUCUACCUAUAGUACGAAAUUGUAUAUAGAGCGAAUUGUAGUUUUUGUACAUAUGUCUUCUGUAGGUAAAUAUAAGAAUAUUGUGGAGAGAGAGAG
Molecule: messenger RNA, 1929 nt
Organism: Wasmannia auropunctata (little fire ant)
Lineage: Eukaryota; Metazoa; Arthropoda; Insecta; Hymenoptera; Formicidae
Product: LIM/homeobox protein Awh-like
Exons: 4
Coding region: 300-1295 (331 amino acids)
Biological process (GO): regulation of transcription by RNA polymerase II; neuron differentiation
Cellular component (GO): nucleus
Molecular function (GO): RNA polymerase II transcription regulatory region sequence-specific DNA binding; DNA-binding transcription factor activity, RNA polymerase II-specific
Source: RefSeq, a predicted model, not a curated record